AUGAUGAAGCAGCCGGCAGCACCAGCGCCUGACACAGCCAAUCUCAAAGCGGCUGCCAUCACCUCCGUGACGAUGCUCUUCUACGCCUCUAACGACAUGACCUGCAAGAUGGUGAUGGCGCGGCUUCCCGUGCCAGAGACGCUGGCGUUUCGAAAUGGCCUAACGGUACUUGGGACCGCUGCAAUUGCAGGGCCGUCAGCACUCCGGGAGAUUGCAACGCUAUCAAGGCGGGACGCCAAGGCGCUCCUCGCACGCACCAGUUGCGACAUCACUCUCACCACUUGCUUUUUGAUCUCGCUGGCCGAGCUACCUUUGGCGAAUGCGGCAGCCGUCCUGCAGAUUGCACCUCUUAUAAUCGUACUCGGCGGCGCGGUCUUUUUUGGAGAGCGCGUUGGACCUGUUGAUUGGCUCCUCUCCAUUAUCGGGUUUAUCGGCGCGCUCAUCAUUAUCCGGCCAGGCGCGCGUUGCGAGGGCUUCAACGCCUUUUCUCUCUGGCUCGUCGCCGCGGCCUUUGCUGGCGCUCUGAGAGAUCUGCUCUCGCGCACCUUAUCUGAUGCACUAGCCCCGAGCACUGUUGCGCUCUCCUCGUCGACGGGUGUCCUCCUUUGGAGCCUCGGCUGGCUGGCCUUGACCUCGCAGGCCUACGUCAGGCCCUCGGCGUUUGAGGUUUGGCUCCUCGUUGCGACAGCCGGCAGCCUGCUCACCGCCAACGUGCUGGCGGUCGUCAUGAUGCGCAGCGGGAACGCUGCUUUUGGCGCGCCAUUUCGAUACACGCUCCUCCUCUGGGCGACGUUGCUGCAGGCAGCGUUUUUCGGCGCUUGGCCUGAUAGCCUGACAUGCAUCGGAGGCGGCGUCAUCUUGUGCGCUGGCCUCGCUGCACUGCACCGCGAGGGACGGCGCCGCACCGUCCGCGCAGCCCCGAAGAACAGCACGCAUGUGGCCCCAGCGCCGACCCGCGCGAAGUUGUCCGAGCGGCUGCUGGAGUUGGAGGCGUGA
Messenger RNA from Emiliania huxleyi CCMP1516, 996 nucleotides. RefSeq lists its product as hypothetical. The transcript has 2 exons. The record is from RefSeq and is a predicted model, not a curated record. Lineage: Eukaryota; Haptophyta; Isochrysidales; Noelaerhabdaceae. The coding region runs from base 1 to 996 and encodes 331 amino acids. Gene Ontology annotation, cellular component: membrane.